Molecule: messenger RNA, 1566 nt
Organism: Aureobasidium subglaciale EXF-2481
Lineage: Eukaryota; Fungi; Ascomycota; Dothideomycetes; Dothideales; Saccotheciaceae
Exons: 3
Coding region: 1-1566 (521 amino acids)
Biological process (GO): transmembrane transport
Cellular component (GO): membrane
Molecular function (GO): transmembrane transporter activity
Source: RefSeq, a predicted model, not a curated record
AUGUCCACUCCAGAUGUCAAAUCCAUCAAGUACGACGAGAAGCCUCCAGCAGGCUCUGCUGAUCCUAGAAACUCUCUAGAGAACGGAGUUGGAGAAAUCAUACAUACUGUCAAUGCUUCAGGGCAUCGAGAUCAGUUACAACGCCAUUAUGGACCUCUACAAAUCUGUGGCCUAGCCCUGAACAUCGACUCCGCCUGGGUAGCCUUCGCUGGUUCAUUGGUUCUCUCUCUUCCGAACGGUGGUCCCGCUGGUGUCAUCUACGAGCUGAUCACUGCAUGUAUCUAUUAUGGUAUCAUCGCAGCAUCCAUUGCUGAGCUGGCCUCAGCUGUACCCACUGCUGGCGGUGUAUAUCACUGGGCAUCUGUCACGGCAGGCCCGAAAUGGGGAAGAAGUGUUGGCUUCUUUGCUGGGUUCCUCAACUUUGCCGGAUGGAUCUUCGAUCUUUGUUCCAUCAUCGCGAUCCCGUCGAAUUGUCUCCUCCAGAUGUACUCGCUCUUCCAUCCAGAUUUCGUGCUUGAAACCUGGCAUACCUAUUUGACAUACGUGUUGAUCACAUGGUUCUGUGUCCUAUUCUGUAUUUUCGGCAACCGCUUCUUGCCACUUUUGCAGAAUGUCGGAUUAUUCUUGCUUAUCGUUGGUGGUAUUGUUACAAUCAUCGUCCUAGCAGCAACGCCAAACACGCACGCCAGCAACUCAUUCGUAUGGUCUGACUGGCAAAAUACCACGGGCUGGGGUGGUGGAGUGGCCUUCUUGACUGGCGUCUUGAAUGGAUCAUUUACCAUCGCUACCGUCGACAGCGUAUCGCAUAUGGCAGAAGAACUUCCUAAUCCACAACGCGACAUUCCUCGGGCAAUAUUUGCUCAGGUGUCCCUGGGAGCUAUCACCGCAUUUCUAUACGCCGUCGCGCUCUUCUAUGCUGUCAGUGAUUUGGAUGAAGUUAUCAACACUUCCGGCUCCUUCCCUGCAGCCAUAAUCUAUCGCCAGGCAACAGGAAACACUGGUGGAGCGUUCUGCCUCAUGCUUAUCGUCUUCUUUAUCAUCAUGAUCUGUGCCAUAUCGACUCUGCUAUCACUCGGCCGGACUUGGUGGGCACUUGCUCGCGAUGAAGCCACACCUUUUGCCCACUUUUUCUCCUCGGUCAACGAGCAGCUCUCCUGUCCAAUCCCUGCCACCAUUCUUGUGGGUGUGUUGGUUACAGGACUAGGUGCCAUUAUCCUCGCAUCCGGGACCGCCUUCAACGAUCUUGUUGGCUCAUUCAUCGUCCUAUGCGCUUUCAGUUAUUUCCUGGCUAUAUUCCCUCACUUGAUUAGUGGCCGCAAAUAUACCCCAAAGGGCGACUUCUGGAUGGGCAAAUGGGGCUUCGCAAUCAAUGCCCUUGGGUGCGUGUUGAUCUUCUUCUUCAACAUCAUGUUCUGCUUCCCUUAUGCUAUGCCAGUAUCGCCUGAUCUGAUGAACUAUAACUCGGUGAUCUUGGUUGGCGUUUUGAUCAUUGUCACGUUUUGGUGGCUUGUAUACGGGCUGAAGAAUUACCCUACUCCAAAGGUGCUUACCGAAGCUCUGAAGUAG